AUGCGCAGUAUAUUCUACCUUGCUAUUGUCUUUGCGGCUUUAGCUUGGAGCAGCGUCGUCGCGGUGCUCCCUCAUCCCAAUGAGACUGGGCUCUUGUUGAAGACAUCUCCAGGGUCGGCGGUCCAGGCCAAGAGAUCCCUUCGAGUCGCAGGCCAAGAAGUUGUCCAGGCCACGGGGAACGGGAACGGUGGGAUCUUCAAAGCCGCAACCACGAGUAUCAACAAAAUCAUCCCACGGACGGAUACUGCGAACAUGAAAAAACUCAUCGAAAAGGCCAACUUGGUCCGAUUGAUCAAAAAUGCUGCGAACAAGUAA
Phytophthora nicotianae INRA-310 is the source of this 315-nucleotide messenger RNA. RefSeq lists its product as hypothetical. The transcript has a single exon. The record is from RefSeq and is a predicted model, not a curated record. Lineage: Eukaryota; Oomycota; Peronosporomycetes; Peronosporales; Peronosporaceae. Bases 1 to 315 code for a protein of 104 amino acids.